GUUCGAGGUCAUCAUGGUCAUCAUCAUCCGCAGCAGCACGAGCACUUCAAGCAAAGACGAAGAGGUCGACGCGUUCUAUUCUGCUGCCUCGCUUCGCCCAGACAGCUUUUCGCCACGCACAAUCCCCCCGAUUCCGGAUAAGAGAGAAGAGGCAGCGAUUCAACAACCAUGUUGCGUUUCGCGGGCACCGUCACGCUCCUCCUUUUCUGCACUGCGCUGUGCCACUGUGCACCUGGUUUACAGUUGCCCGAGGCUUGUGACACGAAUUCGUGCAACGCAAGCUGUACGAAACACUUAGAAGGCUGGCCCGCCCCGGACGCUUACGGGAAGUGCAAUGAGAAGGGCGUGUGCCGCUGCUACCAUCGGUCAAUGUGCGACAAGGCGAAAUGCGCGAGCACGUGUACUGAGAAGCACGGGAACGAGGCCAAUCUCCGUGCUGCAUGCGUCGAUGGCGUCUGCACCUGCAAGUGGAACAAAAAAUGCGAGCUGUCUGAAUGUGAAGCCGCUUGCAAAGAAGUUUACGCCGGAAAGCCCAACAUUGAAUGGCACUGCGAGGAUGACAUGUGCUACUGCAAGUGGCACGGAGUGUUGGGAGGUGCAGCGCAUGCCCCGCCUGGUCAGAAACGCGUGAAGAGGAUCCAACUGGUCGAAAGUGACUCGUUCGACCUAGAGAAAGGGGUUCAGUCUUCGGAUGCGAAAAAAGUCGUACAGUGACCUUCUAACGGCUCAGCACCAUCGUGGUGCCAAACAUUUGCAACAGAAAAAAAAAAACAUGCUUGCAGUGCUGAAUAAAAAGGGCGUCUUUUCUUCUA
Molecule: messenger RNA, 812 nt
Organism: Dermacentor albipictus
Lineage: Eukaryota; Metazoa; Arthropoda; Arachnida; Ixodida; Ixodidae
Source: RefSeq, a predicted model, not a curated record